Messenger RNA from Gymnogyps californianus (California condor), 1978 nucleotides. It is a transcript of the gene RNF13, whose product is annotated as ring finger protein 13. The transcript is spliced from 10 exons. Gene Ontology annotation, cellular component: cytoplasm; nucleoplasm. Bases 96 to 1241 code for a protein of 381 amino acids. Gene Ontology annotation, biological process: protein ubiquitination; positive regulation of DNA-templated transcription; ubiquitin-dependent protein catabolic process. Gene Ontology annotation, molecular function: ubiquitin protein ligase activity. The record is from RefSeq and is a predicted model, not a curated record. NCBI's taxonomy places the organism in Eukaryota, Metazoa, Chordata, Aves, Accipitriformes, Cathartidae.
GCACUGAGGUGCUGGUUAUGCUUGGAAGAUAACGAGUAGCACGGAGUCUGGCUGGCUGACAACCAAAUUGCUAGUGAAAAGGUAUUAAAUAAAAUAUGCUGUUGUCAAUAGGAAUGCUGAUGUUGUCUGCUACUCAGAUAUACACUAUUUUGACUGUUCAGUUAUUUGCUUUCCUGAAUCUUUUACCUGUGGAGGCAGAUAUUUUAGCAUAUAACCUUGAAAAUGGAACCCAGACCUUUGAUGAUCUACCUGCUAGAUUUGGCUACAGACUGCCAGCAGAAGGCUUGAAGGGGUUCCUAAUAAAUUCAAAACCGGAGAAUGCAUGUGAGCCUAUAGCCCCACCUCCACUGAAAGACAACUCGUCCAGUGCUUUUAUUGUGUUAAUUCGAAGACUUGAGUGUAACUUUGAUACAAAGGUUUUAAAUGCACAGAGAGCUGGAUACAAGGCAGCUAUAGUUCACAAUGUUGAUUCUGAUGACCUCAUAAGCAUGGGAUCCAACGACAUUGAGGUUUUAAAGAAGAUUGACAUUCCUUCUGUCUUUAUUGGCGAGACGUCAGCUAAUUCUCUUAAAGAAGAAUUUACUUAUGAAAAGGGUGGCCAUGUUGUGUUAAUCCCAGAGUUCAGUCUUCCUUUGGAGUACUACUUAAUUCCUUUCCUAAUAAUAGUAGGGAUCUGUCUUAUUCUCAUCGUCAUAUUUAUGAUCACAAAAUUCGUGCAAGACAGACACAGAGCAAGAAGGAAUCGACUUAGAAAGGAUCAGCUUAAGAAACUUCCUGUACAUAAAUUUAAGAAAGGAGAUGAAUAUGAUGUAUGUGCCAUUUGUCUGGAUGAAUAUGAGGAUGGAGACAAGCUCAGAAUCCUUCCAUGUUCUCACGCGUAUCACUGCAAGUGUGUGGACCCGUGGCUGACAAAAACAAAAAAAACAUGUCCUGUAUGUAAGCAGAAAGUGGUCCCUUCUCAGGGGGACUCUGACUCUGAAACAGACAGUAGUCAAGAAGAGAAUGAAGUAUCUGAAAAUACUCCUUUGCUUAGACCAUUAGCCUCAGUUAGUACUCAGUCAUUCGGGGCUUUGUCAGAAUCUCAUUCCCAUCAGAACAUGACUGAGUCCUCAGAAUAUGAGGAAGAUGACAAUGACAAUAUUGAUAGCAGUGAUGCAGAAAAUGGAAUAAACGAAGAAAGUGUAGUGGUUCAACUGCAGCCCAAUGAUGAAAGGGAGUACAGAGUGGCAAAUACUGUUUGAGACUACUAAUGAUGAAUAGAGUAUGAACAAAAGAGUUCUUAAGGCUACACUUCACAAACCUUUACGUAGGGAAUAUAUUUUAAUCUGUAAUCCAUUUGGUUUCUUCAAUAGGAGCAGCAGUUCAUGUAGUAGUACUAUGGUUAAAUCAUUACAGAUAGAUUUAUUUUUGAUUGAGGUAUUCAGUCACAUGUUCUGUCUUCUCAAAAUGAACAGUUUAACUGGACUUCACAAUGCUAAUGAAUAAUGUUAAUAGUUUAUAUCAAUAGAAAUAUCACACAGACUCUAAAUGUAUCUUGUUGAAAUGGGAUUUAUCUGGAAGUAAUUUUUUUCCAUUUUGUAGCUACAACUGGGUCAUACUGAUAGCAAUAUUUAUUACAUGUAUGGUAUGUGUUACCCCUUAAGCCCAACAAAAAAUGUAUUUGCAUGUUUGUAUAGAGUUUUCCUAAAAACCGUCACCGCUACCGGAAGAGAAAUGUAGAACAGAUCAAUAUUCUAUAUGCUGGUGUAUCAAAACAAAGCUGAAGAAAUUCCACUUUUAUCUCAAAGCAGUGAUUCCAAAUAAUCCUUUGGAGUUUGCCAGAGGAGCUGAGUUUAAGCAGUUCCAUUGAGCAAUUCCUAGGAUAAGGAAACUUAGAAUAUAUGUUCAGUUUUGAGCAAUUCACAAGGUAAGAUCCACCAUAAACACAUUAAUUAUCCCUAAUUGCUACUACAAUGUAGUCUGGUUUCCAGUGAUGAUG